AUGGAACUCGACUGUCGAAUUCGGGCCUACCGCUUUGUGGCCUAUGCGGCGGUCACAUUCUCCGUCAUUGCUGUGCUGUCCAUAUGUAUAUCCUUACCGAUGGUCUACAACUAUGUUCAUCAUGUCAGGCGAAGCAUGCGCGGAGAACUGAGUGAUUGCACGGGAACUGCCAAAUCAUUGUGGAGCCAAGUGUACAACAUGAAAUCCCUUGCUUCCCGUAACCGUACUACACGUCAAAUGGGUUACGAUGACAUUGCCAUCGCAAGCGGAGGUGGAAUUUCGGGAGGAGGCUGCGAUAAUUGCUGCUUACCAGGCCCUCCUGGUCCACCAGGACCAGUCGGAUUACCGGGACGGCCAGGGAAACCUGGUGCUCCAGGUGCGCCUGGAAACCCUGGGCGUCCACCACAGCAACCUUGCGAGCCGAUCACGCCUCCACCAUGCAAGCCCUGCCCUCGUGGGCCUCCAGGGCCUCCUGGACCCACUGGUCCACCAGGAGAUCCAGGACAUCAGGGGCCUACUGGACCAGUUGGUCCGGAUGGCCCUGCCGGAGAACCAGGACCACCAGGUCCACAAGGUCCGAAUGGGAAACCAGGAGCUUCAGGAGCACCCGGAAAGCCAGGCGACAAUGCUGCUAAAGAGACUAUUCGUCCCGGUCCCCCUGGUCCUCCAGGGCCACCUGGACCACAAGGACCACCCGGAGCAAUGGGUCAGCCUGGUAGUGCUGGUGCACCAGGACCCCAAGGACCGAAAGGACCACCAGGAAUGGAUGGAGAGAAAGGGGCAGAUGGGUUACCAGGCACUCCUGGACAGGCCGGCACUCCAGGUGAACCGGGAGAGCGUGGAGUUUGUCCGAAAUACUGCGCUAUUGAUGGGGGAGUUUUCUUCGAAGAUGGAACUAGGCGUUAA
Messenger RNA from Haemonchus placei, 906 nucleotides. The record is from the annotation of a GenBank genome assembly. Lineage: Eukaryota; Metazoa; Nematoda; Chromadorea; Rhabditida; Trichostrongylidae.